Molecule: messenger RNA, 3738 nt
Organism: Drosophila bipectinata
Lineage: Eukaryota; Metazoa; Arthropoda; Insecta; Diptera; Drosophilidae
Molecular function (GO): microtubule binding; beta-tubulin binding
Source: RefSeq, a predicted model, not a curated record
AUGGCAGAACCCAGCCAGGACCUCCUAGCAGAACCCAGGCAGGACCUCCUUGCAGAACCCAGCCAGGACCUAGGCAGGACUAUCAAUUUGAUAAGCCAAAAGCCGCCAAAGAAGAAGCUUUCGAAGAAGGAGAAGGCCCGCCUGGAGGCCGAACAGGCGGAGCUAAUGCGAAUCGAAAUGGAAAAGGAAAAAAUGAAAAAGCUAGAGGAAGCUAGGCAGCGUAAGAAACUGGAAAUGGAACAGGCCCGUCAUCGCCAGCAACAGGAGGUGGCCGAAAACAGGAUACGCCGGUCUCAGUUGAAGGACAGCAUGCUCUUCUUCGACUCCGUUCGGACCGCCAUCGAGGCCAUCAAGGAUGGGGAGCGGCACGAACGGGACUGGGAGAAGUUUAUGCGAUGCAAUGGCCUACCCAAUGCCGCCAGUCCCAGUGAUCUGAGGAAGUACAUCCAUCAGUGGCACACGGAUAUUGCCAAAAGGCAGCUGGAGUCGCGCAACUGGCUGCUGAGAACGGACGAAAGGACCCUGCUCACCCAAGACGCCCAGGUGCCGGACUUGACCAGGAUAUCGUUGCGCCAGCAGCAGGGCUCACUGGGCGAUGUCUUUGCCCAAAGGAUCAAGGAGGUGCUGGGGAUCCUCAACGAACUUGAUGAUAUGCUGCCUUUUAAACAAAGAUCUAUACAUGUGGCUGCCGAUCUCGUUAAACUUAAAACCGAAAUGAGAGUUUUUUUGAGACAGCAUCUAGAUGAAUUCACCUACAAAACCAUGUCACACAUAGAAAGGGAUAUGGAAAUCGAUAGACCUGGAGUAUCAAAACACAUCUACAGCUCAGAUGUCUUUCAAAGUUUCGUCUGGACUUUCUCCAAAGAUGCACAAAUAGCCAUUAAUCCCAAGGCCCGUAUUGGUGAGCAGUCUGCCCAUAAUGAGAUCGAUUUUCCCACAAUUGAGAUGCAAAUUUCUUUGCCGCCCACUGUCCACUUACAAAGCUCUGCUUUGAGGGGUUUAUGGUUAAAUUAUGAUCAUUUUAGUGAUUAUUGUGCCAGCUAUAGCCUCAAACAUGCUAGAUCUGCCAAUGCCAAUAUCCUUCGACAAACGAAACGCGAGUGGCGCAAACGAAAGGAGAUUCUUCAGGCCAUGUUGGAUGAAUGUGGCCGGGAAAUCCCCCUAUCCGAGUUGGAGCAACUAACCCAGGAACAGCACUCGGCCAGUUCCCAGCCGCCAAAGGAGAAGACCUAUGAUGUGGACAAGCUGUAUGCCGAGUACGAGGAUGAACUCAGUAAGGCCCAUCGCAGAGCCAUCGGACCAGAGGCCUAUGGAAUGCUGGAAACGGAUGUGAAUCUGCGAAAGUACAGGAUUAUCGGAGGAGUCUAUUGCAUUGAUUUUUUGGAAACACCUCAGCAGGAUAAGCAACUUAAUGCUAGAUCUUUUAUACGAACAAUUACUUCAGCCAAUAGUCUCAUCCAUAAAGAGUAUUAUCAAACGUAUAAGCCCCCGCCACCUGUACUACCCGGAGUCCGACGUCUGCCGGAGGAAAUCGAGGCUGAAAUGCGAAUGAUUGAAGCGGCGCUGGACAAGCUGGCUUUGGUGACACUACAAUUACCGGAUUCUGUGAUCUGGUUUGAGCCUCCAGUUGCCUGUCGCUGGGAGACACAUGUGGAGACUCUGGAAAUGGAACUGGCGGAUGGCAUGGUGCCGGAUACUAAGAAAGCGGAAACCGAGGCAGAUGUCGACGCAGAUGCCACUGGAGCUGUGAGUGGCACGGCGGCGGGCACCACGGCCACGCCUACAGAAGCCACACCCCUAUCCACGCACGCCCAGCCGAGUCCAUUGAAGAGUUCGCCGCGUUGCCCGGCGAGAAUGCGUUCACAAAAAUCGGAUAACCAAGGCAACUCCCAACAGCAGAUCCUUCGAGAGAUUAAUGACUUUGAUCUGCGUGCCAUACCCAGUGAUGUGGACUUGUACGGUUUGGUGAAGGACUUUGUGGUGCCGCGUUUGCCGCAAGGAUUCUGUGUUCGUUUGGAACAAUCGACUCCGUGCUCUGAAAGUGGAUUGCGGCAAAGGAGAGUCAUGUUCCUGGCGCGGCAGACGCACAUUCGUUUGGGCCAGGGCCAGGCCUCGAGUGUUGGCAAUGCCGAAGACCCCUUAACCAGGCCGGAAGACCUGAAUUUGGGGACGAAAAGCGGCCUGGGGGCAGAGUUCUUGGACACCGAUGAACCGGCUGAGCUAUUUCCACCACUUUGUUUUGAUAAACUUUUGAAAUUCCGGCAAAUGGCAGCACGUCCGGUUGUGCAGGUGGGCGGUUACCUGUUCUCGCAGCUAAUCGAGGACAUGGAUCGGUUGUGGAGACUGCAGUUGCCCAGGGAACAGCAGGAGGAGAUUAUCCAACAGAUUUCUGAACAACUUUCACCAACAGGAUCCAAAGGAAGCGAUGGUGCUGAGAAGGAUGGCCGGGAAAGGGAAGGAUCCCAGAACCUCAACGAUCUUCCCGAGGACAUGCAACCCCUCAGUCAAGAGCUGGUGGAUGUCCUGCAACCAGCCACAGCUGCUGCUGCUUUCGCUUACUACACGGGCAUAUCCUUUGUGAAGGACUCACAAAUGCCGUCGGAGACAGACGGCGAGCAGGAUAACGCCACCAGCAAGCGCUCCAACAGCAUGGACAGCAGCGAGGACGACGAGGAUGAUGUGGAUAGCCUGGUGGCGUUGCUGGAAGGUGCCGGCGGCACCUCCACAGCUGGGAAUACGCUUCACGACCUCCUGGGUCCUGCCAGCAACAAUAACACCAGCGACAAUACCAGCGACAGCGAAAGCAAACAAAGGAAAAGCACGGCGGCCGCCCUGACCCAAGGAAAGUGGAGUACUCGAGAUGUUCACGAUACGAAAUUUAAUGAGGAUAAGCUAUCCAUACAAUUUCGUACAGGACGAUUGGGAAUUUUUGGAUUUGCGUUGAACAAGUAUAGCAAUAUGCCGUAUCAAACUUGGGACUUGAGACCGGAUAUGAAGAAUCCUGGUACUAUAAUUUUCAGCUUUACUGCAUCGCUCAUCAGCUUGGACAUGACCAUUACGGAAUUCGGGUAUACGGUUAAUAACUUUCAAGGCGGCAGCACUCAAGGCAUCACGGAUAUGAUUGGCAAGACACUAUCGUUGGCGGAAUUGAAGGCCACCUUAAUUCUAUCGGCUGUUGACAUUUUUCCUGACGAGGAUGCCUUCUGCUAUACGGAGGGAUCCUGCGAGAAGAACUAUGUUAUGGAAAUGCAUUGUUAUGCCUGUCUCGCCACAUUGGCACAAUCGCAUAAUUUUAGUUGGUCGCGUUGGAAUCUACUGGCCGGAUCCAGGACAGCGGUCCUGCUAGUUCGGGAACUGAUCGAGGGUAAGAAGGUCCCGUACUACUCGACUCUGUUGGUAACGCCGCUUAAAACCUCAAUUAUCGACUGCACCGAAGUGUCGGCCUGUUUUAACGCCGUUGGCAUUCCCGGAAUGGAGUAUUAUGCCGAUUUGUAUCAACUUUCGCAGGCCCAUGCACAGCCGGGAAGUUUGGCAAAGCAACGGACAAUGAAUCCAGUGCUCAGGGAUAACAUUUCUCGAAUAUUGAUGGGAAUCCGUCCUUUGAGUUUGUGUUAAUUUCAGAAUUUCUAAAAUUUUGUCCAUUUUUUGUUUUUUUUAAAUAUAUUUAAAAUAGAUUUUACGGAAUGUUAACUCCCAGAAAUUUGGAUUCGUUGUGAGGUUGUCUAGAAAAAGUAACUA